GACAAAGUGAGCAAAGAAAGGGAGGUGUUCCUGAUUUACCCCUGACUUUGAGAGAACAGGGCUGUCCUGCUUGAGCAGGACAAGGCGCAGCACUGGGGAGGAUGCGAGUGCUGGUAAGAGCAGCUCUGCUUCUGAGUCCUCUUCUUGUCUGCAACGCUUUUCUGGACCUGACUGGCCCCAGUGAGGUCAAAGGUGUAUGGAAGGGGUCUGCCACCUUGCCGUGUACCUAUGUGCCUGUGAAGGGCUUUGUGCAGCAAACCCUCAAGUGGACUGUGGUACAUGACCACAGCUCCAGCACAGUCUUUUGGAGGGAUGGCUCUGAUGACAACAUUCUCCUGUCCAAGUACAGGGGCAGGGUCAGCGUUCCGAGGGACACCCCAGGGAACGUGUCUCUCCACAUCCAGAACCUGCAGAUCUCUGACAGGGGAACCUACGCUUGCCGGGUCACCUGGAGAGCCAGCAACAACAGCCUGAUAGCAAAAGAGAUCACCACUGAAGUGGAGGUUGUUAAAGUUGCUGUGACCAAGCCCGUCAUCAGGGCGGGUGAGCUGGGGCUGGCAGUGCCGGCAGGAGCCAGGACCAGCCUGACCUGUGUGGCCGACGGGUCCCCCCCCAUCAGCUACCGCUGGUUCAGGAGCACCCCGGGAGGGAAAGCCCUGCUCCUGAGCAGCCAGGCUGAGCUGGCGUGGGACAGCCUGCAGCCCUCCGACGCCGGGAAGUACUACUGUGAGGCAGAGAACAGGGCUGGAGCCAGGGCAGUGCAGCAGAGCGACACCGUUGAGCUGACAGUGAGAGAUCUGCCCACCACAACAGUGGCCCCUCAGAGCGAUGUGGGAACCUCGGGAAGACAUCACUCCAGCACAGAAAAAAACCAAACAGAGCUGGUGUUUGGAGGUACCUCAGGAAUCCCUUGGACAUCACUGGGCUCCACUGUUGUCACAGAUCUGCCCGUAACAGUAGCAACUUCUUGGAAAGGUGUGGGAAAUUCAGAAAAGAAUUCUACAACUCAGAAUGUCCAGAGGACUCACCUGCCCCUGUACCUGGUCAUCCUGAUUGCUGUGGUCUGCAGUGCUGUUGUUUUCCUUGUCAUCUUUCUUAUCAUUUGCAUUAGAAAGCCCAAAGAUGCUCGGGUCUAUGAAGUAAAAUUCCAUAACUCGAGAGCAGCAGCUUCUUCAGGGUGUGAAAGUACAGGUCAUUAUGAGGAACCCAUCUCCUGCACUGAAAACAACUAUGUGAUGGAGCCUGUGAAAAACCAAGGAUCUGAAGAAAUAAAUACAAAAGAGAAUGAAUAUGUCUGUGUUGAAAAUACCCAGGAAUCUGAAUAUGAAGUAGGGGAUGCUGUAUGAGAACCAACAGUGCUCUACAAGUAGCAGUCCUGGAGUUUACCUUCAUCCAGGCAAAAUUUACCUUCCUAUUCACCUUUGCCUCUGAAAAAUAGGUUGGACAAGCAGGUUUUGCUCCUCCAUGAUUUGUGGAGCCUUAACAAUCUUUGCAGUGAAAAUGCAAACCUCUUUAGGAAGUUCAGUUACAGACCACUGUAUCAAACUUCUGAUUUUGCUUUUCUUUGUUCCCCUUCACCACCUCUGUAGAAGAACACCCUUUGAAAGCUAGGGUAUGCAGGUCCCAGGUCAAAAGCACUGUACUAAAGCUGUGGCUUUAUAUGACUAGAAGGGUCCAUGUUCACAGCCUUCAUGUGGUGGGAGCAGAACUGGCACCAGCACCAAGAGCUGCUGAGUGUCUCCAUCAUCGUUGGGUAAGAAGCACAGCACAAGGCUGGCCUGGGAGCUGGCGUUUUUCCUCCCAUCUGCCUCAAGUGCUGUGUAAGUGGUAGAAUGUCCUUUCAAAUGUGAAACAGCCCUUAGAGAAACACUGAAAGACAGAUUAAAGCCAGGAUCAAACCAAGAACCUGACCACACCAGCAGCAGCAGCACAAAAAAGACUGUCCCGUGCACCCACUGUGCUGCGCUGUCCAUGCCUGGCUGCAGCUCAUGUUAAGGUGUGGGCACACUGCGGUUCUGGUGCUGCAUGGCUUGGGUGACUGACUGCAACAUGGCACACUCCUUGAGUUCACCUUCUCUAUUCUCUUUUUAAUGCAUGUUUAAUAUUUGAAAGAAAUCAGAUACUUUCCCAUAAGUUUGUGGAUAGGAUUGUUUACACAUGCCUAAAUAAUUUUGAUAUAUAAGUAUUUUUGUACCAUUGGCUCAUCUUUAAAAUGCCAGCAAGCACUCACAAUUACAGCUCCUUAGUAGAUACUCAUGAAGGUACUUUCCUCCUGGCUUCAAAGGCCUGAAAAGUAAAUGGGGAGCUGAAAAGCUUUGUUAUUCAUAAUUUGUACUACACUGAGUAAAUCUAAAACAUGGAUACUUCAGAGUUAUGGAAGAACCUUUUUAUAAUGAAUGACAGGGCAAGGCCAUGUCCAAUUAAAAGCCAUGUGGACAGAUGUAAAACAAAACAAGGGGUGAGAGGGAAAUUGGUGACACAGCUACAGGAUCAGUGGGGCCCCAGACUUGCCCUUCACCCUCAGGAAAGAUGUGCAUCUGCAGUUCUUUGCAAGCAUCAGCUCAAAAUUCACCAGUGUUCAGAAGGAGUGCUGGGUGCUAUUUGGAAAGGCAAUGCAAUAGAAAGCAGGAUUGCAGCACUGUAAAAACCUGUGGAAUGCUUCUACCUGAUGUAUGCUUGUAGGACUCUCAUCUUGAAAGGGUUUGACAUAGCUAGAGAAGUUAAUGAGAAUGACAAUAAAGGAUGAUUAGUGACCUGAAACCACUUCAGUGCAAAUGCAUUAUAAUCUCUCAGCUUGGGGGGAAGGCGGGGAGAAGAAUGAGGCUAAAUAAGCAAAGCAUAGUCAUCAUGGCCAGCAUGGAGAAGAUGAAUAGGGUCUAUUUGUUUACAGUUUCUCCAAAGAGAAAAGGAAGCAGACAUUAGCUAAAGUUAACUGGUAGCACUUUUAAAGGGGGUGGAAAAGUACUUCUUUUAUGCAAUACAGAAAUAAGCAUGCUCUGAAAACCCAAAGUACACAGAGGUCCUAGAAGAAAUUAGAGGACUGAAAAGUACAACAGUUCAUCGCAAUUCACAGACUGCCUGGCACGCUUCACAGGUACUUAUCAGUGCCCUUGUACUUUCUCUCUGAAUUUCCUGUAUGACAAGUUUUAUUUCUCUUUAUUAAGAAUAUAUUUAAAAAUCACGGGCUGGGAGAACUUUGAUUUCCAAAAGGAAAGGGAACAAUGAGCAGCUUUUGUUGGUGAUGAUGUCUUGGUAAAAAUUGUCAAUAUGCACAUGCAGCUUAUUGCAAACAUGGAGAGGCAAAUGAAAAUCAUUAAACUUCAGGACUGCAAAGUUA
Falco peregrinus (peregrine falcon) is the source of this 3337-nucleotide messenger RNA. RefSeq names its product V-set and immunoglobulin domain-containing protein 4-like. NCBI's taxonomy places the organism in Eukaryota, Metazoa, Chordata, Aves, Falconiformes, Falconidae. Bases 102 to 1346 code for a protein of 414 amino acids. Gene Ontology annotation, biological process: negative regulation of interleukin-2 production; negative regulation of macrophage activation; negative regulation of T cell proliferation. The record is from RefSeq and is a predicted model, not a curated record. The transcript is spliced from 9 exons. Gene Ontology annotation, molecular function: complement component C3b binding.